Molecule: messenger RNA, 2112 nt
Organism: Naumovozyma dairenensis CBS 421
Lineage: Eukaryota; Fungi; Ascomycota; Saccharomycetes; Saccharomycetales; Saccharomycetaceae
Gene: SMY2
Product: Smy2p
Exons: 1
Coding region: 1-2112 (703 amino acids)
Molecular function (GO): protein binding
Source: RefSeq, a predicted model, not a curated record
AUGAAUUUCGAAUCUCAAGGUCAAUAUGAAUCACAAGCUCAGUCUCAACCUCAAACAAUCUCUGACCUUGAUAGAGAUAUUAAUUUAGAAACUCUGAAUUACCAACUAAAUGACCUUAACUUUCAUAAAACAGGAAGUAAUGCAGAAGAUUUGUUCACUCAGCCGCUCAAUAAUAACAGUAACAAUGAAAUGGACAGUGCUAAUGCAACAUCUGCAAUAUUAGGUAACCGGUUACCACUGAGUAGAUCUGCAUCUCUGCUAGAUUCCAUUGGCAUUCAGAGAGCAUCAUCUCCUUUCACUCCAAAAUCUAAAGAUGCAGGGUUAACAUCUACGCAAAGCGUACUGGGAUCGUCAAUAUUCAAUAAUUGGCAACACACAGCUGCAGCAACUAUCCCGGAAUCCCAACCAUCUAACCAACAGAUUCCAUUUCUAAGUCGUCAAGAUUCCUCUUCGUCAUUUAAUUAUCCUUCACAGCUUGCUAACUUUAAAAACCCCCUCAGUUCACAAUUUAUUGUGGAUACAGGAUACGUGGAUAGCCCGUUGAUCCAUAGCGCUACUCCAUUGACGUCAACAUCGCAACAACAAUCAAACUUAUUUGCUCCACAAUUGUACACUCCUUCUAGUUCAAACGUAAUGCCAAUCGUUCUGGAAUCGAAAUGGAAAUAUAUAGAUUCCACAGGAACAGUACAAGGCCCGUUCAGUACAUCAGAAAUGGCCAGUUGGAAUCAACAAGGUUAUUUCCAACCAGUUCUACAAAUUUGUAGAGUUGAUACAUCUCUGGAACCAUUAGGAAUUAAUGACAAGUUUAUUACUCUAGGCGAAUUAUCUGGCUUAGUCAAUGAUUUAAUAAAUCCAUUUAAUACAUUCGAUAAUUUAGUAGCUCGUAUGCCCAUCGAUUCACUGUCGAAAAAUAACAAUAAGGAAGUGGUGAAGCAAGAGGAAAAAUUAACUCUUCAGAAAGAGACAAUGUCCAAGGUUCUUGAAAAAUCAUUACAAACAAACACCAAAUCUAAAACAAAAUCGGAAGCGAAAAAUAAAGAACCGUCGAAGAAUGAUAAAGAGAUUCAAAAACCAGCCAUUUCUGAGUCAGAAAAAUAUGCCCAAGCACUAUUAGAAAGAGAACAUAAAAAGAAACAAAAUAAAGCUGACAUGGUUGCUAAACAAUUAUUAGCAGAGGAAGAAAAGAGGAAACAGAAGCAAAAGGCUGAUCAGGAGCGGAAAAAGGAUACUCAAUUAUUUUCUGCAGAUCACAAGAACAAUACUGAUCAACAAAAGGAAAAAGUAAUCCGUGCGACAGUCAAUGGAUCUGGGGAAGAGGAUAUUAAGAAUCAGUCUUUGAAUAAAUGGUCUACUACGGCUACCACGACGAAUCUAAAAAAAACUAAUGACUUAACUUCAUCUACUCCGGUGGAAGAAAAAAUCCAUUCUACUACUACUUCCGCUCAACCAAAAAUUAACUCAGAGUCACUAGAAAGCCUUCCAAGUAAAUCACAAUCUAAGAACGAAAAACCUGAAACCGAAGAAUUUGAUGUAAGCUUCAUUGAAGAACAAAAGAAAAUUUGGGAAUCUGUUAGACGUACUAGCAAACCUUCAAAAAAUACAACGAAAGCCAGCAGUAUCAAUAAUGCAUGGACUACAGUCACAUCUAAGGCUAAACCUACCUCAACAAAAGCACAAUCAACUAUUAAUAAACCAACGAUUGGCUCUUUCACAGUUAAUCCAAAUUUGAAAGCGAAAACAGUCGUUAGCGCUGCCAGUCCAGCAGCAUCCAAUGGAAUCAAUCCCGGAAUUUCACCUCGUCAAGAAUUCUUAAAAUGGUGUAAAUCUCAAAUGAAAUUGAAUCAAGGAAUUACCUCCAAUACAGUAUUAGAAUUAUUAUUGAGUUUACCUUCAGGUCAAGAAUCUAAAGAAUUGAUCGCAGAGACUAUAUAUGCGAAUAGUGCAGUUAUGGAUGGUAAUAGAUUUGCCACUGAAUUCAUCAAGAGACGUAAUGAAUGCGAGAAGCAUCAUCAUGAGGAUCCUUUGAGUUGGAACGAAGCUUUGGCGUUAUCUGGGAACGAUGAUUCCGAUUGGGAAUUUCAAACUGUGAAAAAGAAAGGUAGAAAACAUUAG